This is a messenger RNA of Ogataea philodendri, 1083 nucleotides long. RefSeq lists its product as uncharacterized. NCBI's taxonomy places the organism in Eukaryota, Fungi, Ascomycota, Pichiomycetes, Pichiales, Pichiaceae. The coding region runs from base 1 to 1083 and encodes 360 amino acids. The record is from RefSeq and is a predicted model, not a curated record. The transcript has a single exon. Gene Ontology annotation, cellular component: ribosome; large ribosomal subunit. Gene Ontology annotation, molecular function: RNA binding; structural constituent of ribosome; transferase activity. Gene Ontology annotation, biological process: cytoplasmic translation.
AUGUCGUUCUUACUUAACGUGGCCAGACCGGCUUUUAUGGCGUGCAAGCUGUCGCCGCAGUUUGGUGUGCGGAGUGCUAGUCAUGUGGUUGUGAGUCAGAGAAGAAUCGACCAGACCGAGCUGGAGAAACAGGACACUGUGACCAGACGUCAGUUGGAGCUGAGUAAAGAAAGGGUGCAAUUCAAGCGGCUCAAGCCGUACUCGCCCAGUCUGAGAUGGUGGAGACGGCCGAUCUACCCUCACUUGUGGUCGGGCAAGCCGUACAAGCCGCUGACGGUGACCAGAGUGUCCCAGUCGGGACGGAAUAGCACAGGAAGAAUCGUGGUGAGACACCGUGGAGGAGGCCACAAGCGUCGUAUUAGACUGAUCGACUACGCCAGAAACACCCCGGGCCCGCACACGGUGGUGCGGAUCGAGUACGACCCGAACAGAACGUCGCACAUUGCGCUGCUUAAACACCAGGAUACAGGAGAAAUGUCGUACAUCAUCGCGUGCGAGGGGCUGCGUGCGGGAGACGAGGUGGAAUCGUUCCGCGCUGGUAUUCCAGAGCGGCUGAUGAAAGAGAUGGGCGGCAAAGUGGACCCUGCCAUUCUUGCGGUGCGGAUCUCCAGAAAAGGUAACUGUCUUCCGAUCUCGUUGAUUCCCGUGGGGACCAUUGUGUACAACGUGGGCGAGCACAAAAACGGCCCGGCCAAGUACUGUCGUGCUGCCGGCGCGUACGCGCGGCUGGUGGCCAAGGAUCUGGAGAAAAAACGUGCGAUUGUGCAACUGCAGAGCGGAGAACAACGGUACGUGAACUUGGAGGCCUGUGCUACGCUCGGAGUGACAUCGAACUCCGCCCACCACAACCAGAGUCUGGGUAAGGCCGGAAGAAAGAGAAACAUGGGUAUCAGACCCACAGUUAGAGGUGUUGCCAUGAACAAGUGCGACCAUCCAUUGGGAGGUGGUCGUGGUAAGUCCAAGGGUAACAAGGUGCCUAUGUCUCCAUGGGGUGUGAUUGCCAAGGGAGGAUUCAAGACCAGAAUCGGCAAACAUGUGAAUAAAAACAAGGUCAAGGACCGGCCUCGUGGUAAGCAAAGGUGA